Messenger RNA from Pleurotus ostreatus (oyster mushroom), 2166 nucleotides. RefSeq lists its product as uncharacterized. NCBI's taxonomy places the organism in Eukaryota, Fungi, Basidiomycota, Agaricomycetes, Agaricales, Pleurotaceae. The coding region runs from base 1 to 2166 and encodes 721 amino acids. The transcript has 5 exons. The record is from RefSeq and is a predicted model, not a curated record.
AUGGCUGAUCACUUCGCGUUCACCACUAGCCAAGCCACCAGCUCUCUCAAGGAUACCAAGAAUGCCGCAGGCUGUCACAAGGAGAUGGCGGCGCUCGAGGUUAGAGAAGAGUACACAAAGCCGUAUAGAAACUUCUCCCGAGACCGCUUGAACGCGCCUCCGGGCUCGAAUUUUGAGAUACUCCUGGAAGCCGACAAAACGCUAGUAGCCCUAACCGAAUCAUACGUUUCCGCUGUAGGAAAGCCCCAAUAUUUGGCACUUUGCAAAGUCCUGAAUCAUCUCAGCGAGAAAUUCUGUGGGGAUAACGAGCCCAUCGUCUUCGUGGAGCAUCACACAGCAUAUCUCAAACAUCAUCCCAACGGAUACUUUGACUGCUCUCCGGAUAUUCCUGCCAUGUUGAAGUCUAGAUUCUUGACCUACCCGUCCACUUCCCCUUGCAAAUGCGCCGAGUGGUCCGAUCUGGAGACCGUAGUCGAAGUCAAGAACGAGCACGAAUACUUGGAUGGCAUAACGCAACUGGCCGCAUACCUUGGACUAGCAAAUCAAGCUCGACCAGACAAAGUUGGGAUAUACGGCUUGAUCACAUCGCCGAGUGGGUACCAGAUACAAUAUAGCGAUGCUGGCGGUCUGACUACAUCGCCGUUCUCCGAUUGGGAACACCUCGUUCCCUUGGCGUCCUAUGUGUAUACGCUCUAUUUUCCGCUUCCAGGACGCCCUCAUUGCGACCCCACCAUCAUUCGCUCGCUCACUCGCAUAGCAGGUAAACCGACCUGGGAUGUCACGUUCAAAGGCGAAACAUAUCCUGCAUGCGAAGUCAAAUUCGUCGGUGGACCGUGGGGACGCAUGACGUGGGUGGCCCAAACAGCGGGUGAUUACCCCACCGUCAUCAAGGAUUCCUACUGGGCGUAUGGCCGGACAUUCAGAGAAGGGGAAUUGUAUGAUGUUCUACAGGACGGCAAACCGGCACCAGGCUUCGUGCGGGUGAUAACACACGGAGACGUCUUCUAUGAGGAGGGUCCUAUUACCUCUAUCAAUAUCGAACCCCAUGUAUAUCGAGUAAAGACCAGGCUUGUCAUGGGGACGUCGGGCGACCCAUUGGCCAAGACCCCAAGUAUUCAGCAUUUUCUCAUGGCUAUGUACGAUAUCCUGGAAGCUCAUCGUUGGGCAGUCAGAAAGAGAAACGGCAUUCAUCGUGAUAUAAGCAUAGGUAAUAUCAUAAUCAACCCCAAGGACAAGUCGAACGCACACCUGAAUGAGAGUGGUCGACCCAUAUUUAUCAACGAGGUCCUUACCAAGGCAGAACAUGCGCCGCCGGUGGCGCGUCUGUAUGAUUUCGACAACGGGGCUGAAACCGACCGAAAGCUUGCGCAGCCGCCGGCAUUCAAAGAGUCUCUGGAGCGUAGUCCCGAUCAUGAACACCUUCGCCAUAGAAUGGGCACUCCGCGCUAUAUGGCUCGUGCAGUUGCCGCGGGAUGUACUCUUGGACGGACCUGGAAUGGUUUCAAGCGCAUGCCAUCAUUGCCACCAGAUCUCCUCGAACUGUACAAGACUGCACACCUCCCUGCGGACGUAGACCUUCUGCGCCAUUUCGAGGAUUGUCAUGGCACAACACACGGGGUUCCCCAGAAUAGCGGCGAAUACGACGAUGACGACGACGACGACGACAUCCAAGUAUUCCAGCAUCUCCCUCGGCACGAUGCAGAGUCGGUAUUCUGGGUGAUCGUAGUGUUCCUCCUCCGCGCUCUACCCCUUGGCCAACGCCCCAAAGAAGACAUGAACGGGCGGUUCUUAACUCCGGCGUGGGAGUGCAUCGCAUCACACGAAAUUAAAUCCGACCCAGGCAACUUCUCUGUCGACCUUCGGGCGAUGCUCCUAGAUCCCAAAGGUUGGAAACAGAAUCUUCACCAAAGACUUGAAGACCUCGCUCCCAUGAUGAAGGAGCUCAUUGCGCAAGUAAGGCCUGAAUAUAGUCAUCUUCCAACCCCUCCAGACGACUUCCACCUUCAUGAAGCGAUGCAGCGCAUCCUACUCAAAUACGUUCCUAAAUUUGCCAACGACUCCGACAUCCUUUUGGAUACUGAAGCAGGCCGCCUCGUCCUUAAACCGAUGGAUUCCCCAAUGCACAGAGCAUCUACUGAGAUUCCUCUAGCGUUUGCAGUGAGCUAG